Messenger RNA from Heterobilharzia americana, 405 nucleotides. The record is from the annotation of a GenBank genome assembly. NCBI's taxonomy places the organism in Eukaryota, Metazoa, Platyhelminthes, Trematoda, Strigeidida, Schistosomatidae.
AUGUCUACAAACUGCAUAACACGCCUAUCACCACUUCGAAGGACGUCAGUAACUAGAAGAAAACGUAGCCAUGUGUUGAUGUCAUCCAGAGGAUUACAUAAAUAUGCUCGAAGUAGAACACGUUCCCAAGUAUCAUAUUGUGAUAAUUACCUAAAGCCUCAUCAAAUUGAGUGUGAACGACUCAAAGAAAUUCUACCAAGUGUAGCAAAUUGUGAAAAGUUAGAUGAGGUGAAAAUUAUACAAGAGGCAAUUAAACACAUCGAUUACCUGGAACAAGCUGUUCUCCAACGAUUGAAUAUAAUCACCAUGGAGACCUCGAUAGAGACCAGUUCUUCACAUGAACAAGUUUCUGUUGAUGUUCAGUGUCUCAAUGGUGUAGCCGUCCAUAAUGUACUCGAUGACUGA